AUGGCAUUGAGCGUUUCUUCAAAGGAAGGUAGCAUGAGAAGUUAUUGCCGUAUUAUGCUGUUCCUCUUCCUCUUGGAUUCUCUCUGUUACUCCUCCUUGGCCACCGUCACAGCAUGGCCUGUGGUAUAUAAGUCUCCUAUGAUUUUGAACGUGGAGGAAGCUUGGGUGAUUGAGAUGGCGAUUUUGGCCGUGAAAGAGCAUAACAAGAGAUCUAAGGCGAAUCUGAAGCUACAACAACUCCUUAGUUGCGUAGCAGACGUAUCCCCCAUUGACACCAUCUACAUCCUUCAGCUGUUGGCCAGGGAUGGAGUCCACACUCACAAGUACACGGCUCAAUUAAUUCAGACCGCCUCAUCAUCCACUUGCAAGCUACGCCGCUUUGAACGUGCACCGUAA
Messenger RNA from Arachis stenosperma, 396 nucleotides. RefSeq lists its product as uncharacterized. NCBI's taxonomy places the organism in Eukaryota, Viridiplantae, Streptophyta, Magnoliopsida, Fabales, Fabaceae. Gene Ontology annotation, molecular function: cysteine-type endopeptidase inhibitor activity. The record is from RefSeq and is a predicted model, not a curated record. The coding region runs from base 1 to 396 and encodes 131 amino acids. The transcript has a single exon.